Molecule: messenger RNA, 2650 nt
Organism: Aphidius gifuensis
Lineage: Eukaryota; Metazoa; Arthropoda; Insecta; Hymenoptera; Braconidae
Gene: Cog2
Product: conserved oligomeric Golgi complex subunit 2
Exons: 2
Coding region: 488-2578 (696 amino acids)
Biological process (GO): Golgi organization; protein transport; intra-Golgi vesicle-mediated transport
Cellular component (GO): membrane; COG complex
Source: RefSeq, a predicted model, not a curated record
AUGUGUAAUUAUAAUAAUAUCUUUGUCAAUAACAAAUUAUAAUAAUGAAUAAUUGUACUUUUAUUAUUAUUAAGUUUAUUAUUAAAUCCAUCAAAAUUUGCUGCUUAAAGUGCAAUACCAUAUUUUAUUUUUUUCAUAUGUAGUUUUAUAAUGUGUCAUUUGACGAUUUAGUGCAAUUGUUUCAUUUAUUUGUUUAUUUAUUUUUUGCGUAAGAUUAUAUUUUUUCUUUUUUAUUACAAUACUCGAUAGUCGAAAUAUUUCGUAAAUUUUCAAAUAAUAUUCAGCCAUUUUGGUGCCUAUAAAAAAGAAAAAUGGCUGAACUCUAUACAGAUGGCGUUUAUUCUCCUAUUGUUUAUUUAUCAGUAUCAUCAUCAUCUGUCAUGUGUCAAUUGGAUUUUAGUCAAAAAAAAUAAAAUACAUAUUGUAUAAAUUUAUAAUAAAUAAACAUUGUCAUUGUAAAUUAAUUAUAAAAUUAAUUCUUUUAAAUAUGUCUGAUGAGUAUACAUUGCCCAGGGCACCAAAUGAACUUUGCUUCAAGGCUGAUGAUUUUAUAUCACCGGAUUUUGACGUGGACAAUUUUCUUCAUGAACAUCGUAAAAAUUCAAGUCUUGAAACAAUGCGAGAUGAUUUAGGUGUUUAUUUAAAAAUUUUGCGAUCAGCAAUGAUUGAAUUGAUAAAUAAAGAUUAUGCAGAUUUUGUUAAUUUAUCAAAAGACUUGAUUGGUCUUGACAAGGCAAUUGAUCAAUUGGAAGGACCACUUGGUCAAUUGAGAGAUGAAGUUAUGCAAAUAAAAGAUACACUUGAUGCUGCAACAAUUGAUAUGACAAAUGGUCUUGAUGAUCAAAAAUAUAUUAAACAACAAAAACAAUGUAUGCAUAGUUUAGGAAGAGUAUAUAAAUCAAUAAAAAAAUUAAUGCAAAUAUUAGAAACAGUUGAUAUAAAAUUAGAUAAAUUAGAAAGAGCAGCAACUGAAUAUAAUCAGUUGAAAUUUCAUGCAUCAAGAUGUCAUGAGUAUUUAACAAAUGACAUUAAAAAAAAUAUUGAAUUAUUAGAAAAAAAAUUAAUGAAUAAUCUUGAUGAACAAUUAAUGUCUUGUGUUAAAAUAACAAAUGUUGAUAAAUUAUCACGUUGUCUUAGAAUAUUUGUGACACUUGAUAAAAUUGAUAAUGCUGAAUUGUUAAUUAAAAAAAAAAUUAUAUCACCAUUAACUGAUAAUAUUAUUGUUGAAAAUAAUAUAUAUAAUGAGCCACUUGGUUUAAAUGGUUUAUAUUUAAAGCUGUUGAGUAUUCUUGAUAAUGAACUAAAAGAUAUAUUAGAUAUAACAUCAAAACAAGAUAUAAAUUCUGAUAGAAAAUUUAAUUUUUUAGUUAAUAGUUAUUGGCCAGAUGUUGAAGAAAAAAUUGAAUUAAGAUUAAAAAUAAUAUUUGCACCUGGUAAUCCAGAAUUAUUUCAUAAACGUUUUAUUGAGACACUUGAUUAUCUUGAUAAAUUAAAAUUAAAAUGUAGUAAUAAUGAUAUAUUAAAUGAAUUAAUUUAUCAUCCUUUGUAUAUUCAAUUUUUAAAAAAAUGGAAUUUACCAGUUUAUUUUCAAAUAAGAUUUCAAGAAAUUGCUGGUAGUGUUGAGCAUAUUUUGUGUCAACCAAUUUCAUCAUUGUUAAUUAUAAAAAAUGAUGAUUUUAAUUUAAAUACAACACAAAUAACAUGGAAUUCAAUUAUUAAAAUUUGGUCUGAUGAUAUUUUUUUAUCACAAUUACUUCAUCAAUUUUGGAAAUUAAAUUUACAAAUUUGUUCAAGAUACAAAACAUGGAUAUCAAGUGCCUUGAAACAAAAUUGGAUUUUAUCAUCAAAAACAAUUACAAGUGGUAAUGUCAUUGAAACUGAUGGACCAGAUAGAAUUGAAUUUCUCAUAAGUAUGUAUAAAGAUCUUGAAAAAUUCAUUAGUAAAUUAUCAAAUUUAUCAAUUGUCAAAUUAAAAUCAAACUCAAUAAAACCAACUGUUGAAAAAAUUCUUCAAGAUUCACUUGAUGAUAUGAUUAAUAAUUUACAAUCUGAUUUACCAAUUAUUACUGAUAAUAUUGUUCAUGAAUUACUUGAAAAAUGUUCACCAAGUUUAAAACAAGUCAGUGAUAUUCCAAGAUUAUUCAGAAGAACAAUGAGAGAAAAACCAACUCAACCAUGUGCCUAUGUUAAAAAUUCACUUGGAUAUUUAAUUGAAUUUAAUUCAACAUAUAAUAAAACUCUUCCAGUAGCUGUUAAUAAUUGGCUUUUAUUGACUUUAUCAUCAUUAACUAAACAGUAUUUUUCAUCAGUAAAAGAUGUUCUUGAAUCUGUAAAAAAAACUGAAGAAAGUCUUCGUAGAUUAAAAAAAAUACGUGAUAAAUCAACUGGUACACAACAAAUAGAAACUCAAGGUAUUACUGAUGAUGAAAAAAUUCGUAUACAACUUGAUAUUGAUGUUUCAAGUUUUAUUGAUACAAUUAAAUCAUUUAAUAUUAAUCCUUUAAAUAUAAAACAUCUUGAUGAACUUGUUGAAGUUGUUAAAGCUGCUGUUAAAUCAAAAACAACAUCAUCAAAAUAAAUAAUUUAUAUUAUUAUUUAUGUAAAUAAUAUUAAAAUUUUAAUAAAAAAAUAAAAUUAAUUGUUAAAUUUA